Caenorhabditis angaria is the source of this 2095-nucleotide messenger RNA. The record is from the annotation of a GenBank genome assembly. NCBI's taxonomy places the organism in Eukaryota, Metazoa, Nematoda, Chromadorea, Rhabditida, Rhabditidae.
AUGGAAGUAUAUAAGCUGGAAGAUAUGAUGAACCGGAUGAGUUGUCGGCGGCAGGAACCGCCACAACUUGAACAUUUCCAGUUCUUCCAGGUGAGCAAAACUCUUUUUGUGAGAUUCAAUUUCAAUUCAAUUAUUUUUCAGCAAUUAGGGAGAGGUGCUUAUGGAGUUGUACACCAUGUUCGAAGCAAAAUCGAUCAUCAAGAAGUGAGUUUUUUUAGACAGUUUUUUAUCGCGAGGUGUGAAAAAAAAGUGAAAAGGAGAAUUUUUUACAGUACGCGUUGAAACAAAUGGAGAUAAUAUCUGGACCCGAUGGAAUACCGCAAAGUGUUUUACGAGAAAUAUCCAUCAUGAAAAGCAUAUCCGUCAAACGGCAUCCAAAUAUUUUAGGGUCAGUUUUACCUCGUAGAAAUAAUUGCUGAAAAUAGUUCUGAAAACGAUGAUGAAAUGAGCGAAAGAAAACGCGCUCUAUUGAUAAACUUGCACUUUGUAUUACUAAUAGUGCUUUUGAACUGUUUCCCAGGGUUCAAAGAUGAAUAAUAGCAUUGAGCGGAACAGAAAAAAACUCCUGGGAAAGUAGACAUUUUAGAAGGACAUUUUUGGAAACUAUGGGAGAGUUUGAAAUGAAAAAAAGUUUUGAAAUAAAAAUCCCCAGGGUUUAAAGGAAGAAGUUGAUUUUGAAAAGUCAACAAUUUGAAAACAAAAAUUUAGUUGAAAGUACAACUAUUUCACAAUUCAAGCAAGUUUUUAAUCCGAAAAUUAUUUUAUUGAAUGGUUAUAAAGAAAGUAUUUUAUAAAUUUUUCAAGAUUACGCUCUACAGAGAUUCUGCAAAUUUUUCAAACUUUUUGAAAUUUCUGAAUCUUGAAAUCCUUAUAAACUUUUUUCAUUCGAACAUCUUAUUUCGUUUUAGAAGUUUGAUCAAUUCAAGUAUCAGAGACCAAUUUUCAGUUGAGAAGAAGCCUUUUAUGAAUCAAGAAACAUUUUAGUAGGAUUCUCUAAAAAUAUAAAAAGAAAAAAUAUAAAAAUCCAGUCACAGGUCUUACACAUUGUUUUUAGCUACAAAAACAAAAAACAAACAAACAAAAUUUCAUUAGAGCGCGAUUUCUCCCUCAUUUUCAGACAAAAUAAAAAGAAAAAUCUUUCAGACUCCGCGCUGUUUUCCAUCGUUUGGUUCGAGAAAAUGCGUAUGUACAAAUCAAUAUGCUUGUCGAAAAAUGCGACUGGGAUUUAUACACAUUUCUUCGUGAUAUUCCCAAAAAUCUACCCGAACAUCAAUGUCGUCAUAUUUCGGCGCAACUUCUUCAUGGAAUUGAAUUCCUCCACUCUCAUAACAUAAUCCAUCGUGAUUUAAAACCACAAAAUAUUCUGAUCAAUCGUGAUCAAACUGUCAAAAUUGCCGAUUUUGGGUUGUCCCGUAAUUAUUCGAAUACAAGUGCUUUCACAACAUUGGUCUGCACACUUUGGUAUCGCAGUCCAGAAAUUUUACUUCAAUCAUAUUAUGAUUCAUCGUCUGAUAUUUGGGCUGUCGGUUGUAUUAUUAGCGAGAUUUUCAGUCGACAAGCAUUGUUUCCAGCACAAAAUGAGGCUGAUCAACUGAAGUUGAUUUUUCAGUGAGUUUUCAUUUUUUAGAAGAUUAUUAUAAGUUUGUAAAGUUCGUGAAACAUCAGAAAAAUAAUUAUUUUGAGAAAUGCGAGCUCACAAUUAGAACUUCAUCUUUAAAUAUCCCAAAUUUCCAUUUUAUUUGAAGUUGCAUAAUCUCGAAUUCCACCUUUAAAAUCACCAUUUUUCAGAAGAAUUGGAACACCUUUGCCUCAUGAUUGGCCACAAGAUGCGGUUGUUGACAAAGAUUCUUUCAAAUGCUGGCCAUUGAAAAGUAUAGCACAGUAAGUCCUCCCCCAUAUUUUUGAUAACCACACCCUAAUCCAACCAUUUUCCAGAAUCAACCCAUUCUUGUGUCAAGCGUCUGUCGAUCUUAUUGAUCGUUGUCUAAAAUAUAAUCGAUUGGAACGUCUAUCAGCUCGUCAAGCAUUGGAACACCGUUGGCUGUGCCCUCAAAAACGUCGUGUUUUCCAAAAUCUUAACACAAAUCAGUAUUAA